Molecule: messenger RNA, 1368 nt
Organism: Acyrthosiphon pisum (pea aphid)
Lineage: Eukaryota; Metazoa; Arthropoda; Insecta; Hemiptera; Aphididae
Gene: glob1
Product: globin 1
Molecular function (GO): heme binding; oxygen binding
Source: RefSeq, marked provisional
GUUUCAGUCUGUCUCGAAACGUUACGCAUUUCAGUUUCGUCGACUUCAGCUAACGGUCGCCAGGCAUAUUGUACACUUGAACAUAAAAUGGCAAGUUCAUUAAGUCCCCUUCAAAUUUCGCAACUUAAGGAUUCAUGGUCAGUGCUUGCACAGGACCCGAGCCAGUUGGCGUCAGCAUUGGUAAUCAGGUUGUUCAAAGAAAAUCCCGAGUAUCAAUCAUUAUUCAAAAGGCUUAAGAACUUAUCAAUAGAUGAACUUGCGUCUAAUCCUCAGUUUAUGUCACAUGCAUCGAAAGUAGGUGCUGCAUUGGCGUCAACUAUCGAUCACCUUGAUAAACCUGAAGAAUUAGAAAAAUUACUUACUAAUCUUGGAAUAAAACAUAAAAAAUAUGGACUUUCAGCGAAACAUUUUCAGGUUAUUGGAGACGUGUUGAUUGCUAUGAUAACAGAAGCAAUCGGUGAUAGUGAACCAGAAUUAUUAGACUUGUGGAAGUCCAGUUUAACUUCAGUAUUGAGUAUUAUAAUUGCAGCAUGCCAUUGAGUUCGUGACAACAAUAUUUAGUGAUAGUUUCGCCAUCAUGCAAUUUUUAAUUGUUACUAUACUAGUUGUAUGCUAGUUUGAUGGACAAUGAAUGUUAUUACUUUUCGUAAUAAUGUUAUUCGUGUAUUUUUGUCGAGGGUUGUUAAUUUUUAUGGUCUCAUAUUAAUAUACCAUACACUAUUGUUCAAAUAAAUUAAUAAUACGUACAUGUCUUGUUCUUAAUUUAACGAAACUCGAAUAACACUAAUUCAGUUGAUUGGUACAAUUAUUAUUAUAAUUUUUUUUUAAAAUAAUUUUCUUUAUUGAAACAUAUUUUAUUUUAUCAUAUGAAUUAUUUAUUAUACGAUUAUUAUGCAUGCUGUAAAAUUAAUAUAACGUCUUGAAAUAUUUAUGUUCCAUUGUUUGUAAAUAUGUUUAAUAAUAAUAAUAUGUAAUAUGUAUAAUUUAUUAUUUACUUUGAAAUUUGUUUGUGUGUACCUACCUAAUGGCUAAUAUAAUAUAAGUAUGUUAUACUAUGAUUAAGUUAUCCUUACAACAUUUUUACUACAAUGUAUAUUUUGUGGUCAUGAGUUUUGUAUAAUCAAUUACAUUUAUGUAGUUGUACAAAUGUAUGUAGAAAAUUAAACAUUGAUUUAAAAAAUUUGAAUAAUAAGAAAAUGCUUGCAAAGUACUCGUACAUUUAAACUGCGUUUAAACUUUGAUCAUAUCUUAAUAUAAUUGUUUAAAUCUAUAUUACUAUUAUUAGUAUUAUUAUUAUAUCUUUUUUUUUAUUAAUAUUACAUGUAUAUUAUAUUAUAUGGAUAUAUAUAUUAUUUUUUUUUAAAUCAA